This is a messenger RNA of Entrophospora candida, 338 nucleotides long. Lineage: Eukaryota; Fungi; Glomeromycota; Glomeromycetes; Entrophosporales; Entrophosporaceae. The record is from the annotation of a GenBank genome assembly.
AAAAAGGACUUGAAUUUGAAAAAAGCUUGGUAGAAGAACUCGAUAACAACAAAACCACAUUGCUUGAUUUUGUUAGAAGACUUGCUGAAGAAAAGGUAAAAAAUAUGAAGUUGGUAGAGCAAUCAGAGGAGGAUAAACAAACUUUGAAAAAUCUUAAUGAAAGACUAGUAGAAGAAAAACAAAACAGUUUGAAAAUUUACCUAGAUAAACCUUUACCUAAAUUACCAAACAAGUUCAAAACCUUUAAGAGAAAAGUAAAAACUAAAUUCCAACACUUAGUAGAAAAAGUUAAAUCUGAAAAGCAAGAACUAGAACAAAAACUUAUUGCUAAAAUUGAG